Molecule: messenger RNA, 945 nt
Organism: Exophiala viscosa
Lineage: Eukaryota; Fungi; Ascomycota; Eurotiomycetes; Chaetothyriales; Herpotrichiellaceae
Product: citrate lyase subunit beta-like protein
Exons: 2
Coding region: 1-945 (314 amino acids)
Biological process (GO): oxaloacetate metabolic process
Molecular function (GO): magnesium ion binding; catalytic activity
Source: RefSeq, a predicted model, not a curated record
AUGGCUGCAAAGAACGUCCUACGAAGAGCAAUGCUCUAUGUCCCGGGCUCGUCACAGCGCUUCCUUGACAAAUCCCGAACCAUGACCGCCGAUUGCAUAGCCUACGACCUCGAAGACAGCGUCACGCCAGGCCGCAAAGCCGAAGCCCGCACCCUCGUCCGCAAAGCACUUGACCAGUCCCUGCCCGAGAGCGUAAAAGAACGCGCAGUACGUAUCAACAGCGUCGGCUCUGGCCUCGCGUUAGCAGAUCUUGAAGAAGUAGUCAAGUCUCCUAACUUGACCACGCUGGUCGUACCAAAAGUCGAGAGCGCAAGCGACUUGACGUUUAUAAGCGAUGUGCUGACCCAUUCACGGAGUAAAGAGUUUGGUGAUACACCGAUCAGCAUCCUAGCCUUGAUUGAGAGCGCAAAGUCGCUGCUCAACUUGAACGAAAUAUGCCGUGCGGCACCGCACCUGUUGCAAGGUCUGGUCUUUGCUGCGGAGGACUACGCGCUGGACAUGAAUGCCACGAGAACACCGAGUCUGACGGAGUUUCUGUACGCGAGGCAGGCGAUUGCCACGGCGGCAAGGGCGUAUAAUCUGCCCAGCACGAUCGAUCUGGUUGCCACAGCGUUCAAGAGCGAGGCGGAUCACGAGGCGCUGCAACGUGAGUGCGAGGAAGGGAAGGGGAUGGGAUAUAAUGGGAAGCAGUGCAUUCAUCCUAGUCAGGUGGAGACUGUGCAGAAGAUAUACAGCCCGAGUGACAAGGAGGUCGAGUGGGCGGUCAGAAUUACCAUUGCGCAGAAACGCGCCGAGGAAUUGGGCAAAGGAGCGUGGGCUAUGGAUGGGAAGAUGAUUGAUGCUCCUGUCGAGGGGAAGGCGAGGGCGAUUGUCAAGAAAGCCGAAUUGAUUGGGUUUGAUGUUAAGAGUUUGCAGGAGAAACAUAAGGCUCAGCAACCGGAAUAG